UACCACACAGCUUUUCCUUCUUUUCUCACUCGAUACAUAUACACACCACAUUUAUCUUUAUAAUAUAAAUGUCUUACAAUAACCAGUCUAGUAAUCAUAUCCAGAACAUUGAUAGCAGCAACAACAACAACAAUAACAACAAUAAUAAUAAUGAUAAUAUACCACUUUUAACCGCCCCUUUUUUACAUUAUAUACCCACAUCACCUCCUUCCCAAGAUUUAGAUUUCCAUUUACCAUCUCGACGACCACACCUCGGUUUAACAGUAGGUGAAUGGGCUGGUAGAAAGACAACCGGACAAUGUAAUCAGCACUUAAGUGAUAAUUGUCACAAACAAUAUACAAUAGCAUCACAUCAUCACCAUCUUUAUAAUAGCAAUAAUAUACCCCGAUUAACCACAAAUUCAUCCACAGCAACUAAUAACAACAACACCAUUGCCUCUACAGUUACAGCUACUACUAAUAAUAUUAAUGAGCACGAAGCUGAUACAGAAGAUGAGCACAACGAAGAAGAAGAAACUGAUGAAGACGAAUGGAAAGACGUUUAUCGAAAUAUAAAAUGUAUGGAUCAACUCUAUGAUGCUUCAUUUUAUUCAUGGCUAAAGUCUGAGGAAAACGUACUUGUGACAGCCAUGUAUUUACACCGAAUUGCGAACGAGUAUCCUCUUGUAAGAAUCAUAAAUGCUUUGAAAUGGCUUAUCAGUGAUUGGCGAUUAGAAAGCAUCAGUACUCUUGUAAGACAUGUGACUGUAGAUUGGUGUGAUGAAGCAGGUGAUCUACGGCGCGCACACCUUUUACGUCAUUUAACGCAUAGUUGGGCUACUCAAUAUACCACAACACUCAUCGCAAUGGUGCUUUCUUCUGUACCUUAUACCACUCAAAACACAACCUGUCAAAAAGAACGAUUCUUGCGGGCGUUCACAAAAGAUUGGGAUUUCUCUAAACUAUCAGAGUUUUUCAUGUAUUUACAGAGCCCAGCGAACAUUGAUUAUAAAGUGAAAUGUGUUAUGCUACAGGAAGCAGCAAGAAGAGAAAGAGAAACUUUAGGUGCCAAACUUCGAAAGAAAAAACGUGCCACAGCAGCUGCAGCCGCAGCAGCAACAGCGAAAGCGGUAGCAGAUCAAGCCAAGGCAUCGAUAGUAACCGCAAAUGCAUCUUGCGCUUCGUCCUCUGUUUCCUCAUCCAAUAUCACAACGUCAUCCUCGGCAGCAACAACUUCUUUGUCAGCAAGUUCAGCAUCCAUUGCUACAGCACCAUCAAGUAGUACGACAACAGCAGCACACUACGAUAAAGAUAGUGAUGCUAUGCAAAUUGAUGAUGAUAUCAAUAUGAUUAGUGCCCAAAAUAACGAUUUAAAUAUUACCAUUUUAACUUCAAAUCAUUGCAGCAGUAGCGUCAGCCUGGAUUGCGCAAGCAAUCUAAGUGGUAUUCACGUUGAAAGUAGUAGUAGUAAUAGCAAUAGCAAUUGUAGUAGCGCAACGGGAAUGAACAAUCGUAGGCAUCAUCGCCGAACCUCAAGUAACGAUGUGAACGAUAUUAAACGGCUCCGUCUAUCGCCCGAUUUGGAUGCUGCAGAACUUAGUCAUGGUAGCAAUAAUAACCACGACAGCAAUAUUGCAGUUAAUUUCACAGUAGGCUCAACUCCCUCAUCAACUCUUCCUUCUUCUUCUUCCACUACUACUACGACUACAACAAACUCAGCAACCAGUCAUUCUACCAUUAGUACAUCACCCAUGGUGGGUAUGAGCAGAAAUGCUUCUAUCAAUAAUCUGAUCACUACGACAACAACGACACUGAGCAGUAAUAGUAGCAAUACCACUAAUGUUUUAAAUCCUAUUCGUCGCUCCACAUCACCGCACGAGCAUCAUUCGCAAUAUCAUCAAUACCAUGCAUCCCUCCAUCAUCAUCACCACCACCACCAUCAUCACCAUCAUUCUCGCAAUACUUCAACCACCCCACAUCAUCAUAUUAGAAGAAGAUCUACUACUAAUAAUGAUGAGUCUGCAACCACUACUACGAAUAAUAAUAGCAGCACUACGGCCGCAACAGCUGCAACAAAUGUCAAUACUAAUAAUAAUGCAAAUACUGCUACAACUAGUAGUGAGAGUAUGAUUAUAGAUGAUACAACUACUAAUAAGAAACGAAGUGGAGGCCCAUCUUCCUUUAAUAAUAACCAUUUCACAUCUUCGUCUUCUGAUUGAAUAAAUAAAAAAGAGGUUUCUUUUUUUUCUUUAAACACCUG
Molecule: messenger RNA, 2239 nt
Organism: Mycotypha africana
Lineage: Eukaryota; Fungi; Mucoromycota; Mucoromycetes; Mucorales; Mycotyphaceae
Exons: 3
Coding region: 69-2198 (709 amino acids)
Source: RefSeq, a predicted model, not a curated record